Lachancea thermotolerans CBS 6340 is the source of this 2700-nucleotide messenger RNA. RefSeq names its product Rsn1p (gene RSN1). Bases 1 to 2700 code for a protein of 899 amino acids. NCBI's taxonomy places the organism in Eukaryota, Fungi, Ascomycota, Saccharomycetes, Saccharomycetales, Saccharomycetaceae. Gene Ontology annotation, cellular component: plasma membrane. Gene Ontology annotation, molecular function: calcium-activated cation channel activity. The record is from RefSeq and is a predicted model, not a curated record. The transcript has a single exon.
AUGACAACGACUACAACGACGACGUCGACGUCGGGUGUCGUCUCGUCCCUUGUCUUUAACUUAGCACUUUUUGGGGGUUUCGUGGCUGCUUUUGUGAUUCUGAGGCUGAAGCUGAAACGGAUCUACGAACCAAAAUCCAGUUUUGAUUUGAUCAACGAAGAAAAAAAACCAGAACCUUUGCCGCGUGGUAUUUGGCAGUGGUUUCUUCCACUCGUUAAGAAGUCGGACAACUUUGUGAUUCAGCAAGCGGGCCUUGAUGGCUACUUUUUCAUCCGCUAUCUCUUCAUCUUGGCUUCUUUCUUCGCGACGAUUUCGCUUCUAGUUUUGCCCAUAUUACUGCCUAUUAAUGCCGCUAACGGAAGAGAAAAAUCUGGACUCGAAAUGUUAGCCUACAAUAACGUGGAUGACGCUCACAGAAGCCGUUACUAUGCACACGUAUUUGUAGGAUGGGUUUUUUACUGGGGAUUCCUAUUUGUGGUUUACCGUGAGCUGGUUUAUUACACCUCGUUGAGACAAGCUGUGCUGUCUUCCCCUCGCUACGCGAAGAAGCUCUCGUCUCGUACAGUUUUGUUUCAGUCCGUACCACGCCAGUACUUGGUCGAGAGCGAAUUUUCUAAGCUUUUUGAUGGCGUGCGUAAUGUGUGGAUUGCCCGUGGCGCGGGAGAUUUGGGCUCGAAAGUGAAUGAACGUAACAAAAUGGCAAUGAAAUUGGAAGCUGCAGAAACCGUCUAUUUGAAAACAGCGGUGAAGAACAUCGCCAAGCUGAAAAAGAAGAACCCUGACUUCAAACCCACUAGUAACAUCUCCGAUUAUGUUCCACAAAAAAAAAGACCACAACAUAGGCUGAAAUUCUUGAUUGGCAAGAAAGUUGACACUAUUGACUACCUCAAAGAAGAGCUACCCAAGCUGAAUGAGGAAAUAAAGGAUUUGCAGAGAGGCCAUAUGGAACAUGCUCCCUUCAACUCUGUUUUUGUGGAAUUUGACUCUCAACACUCUGCCCAAAUUGCAUCCCAAAGUAUUAUACAUCACGAACCCUUGGCAAUGGUUCCGUCCUACAUAGGGAUUGCUCCGAAGGAUGUUCUUUGGUUCAAUAUGAGGAUGCACUGGUUUGAAAGAGCACUCAGGAAAUAUGGCGCUUUGAGUUUCAUCAUUGCUCUAGUGGUAUUAUGGGCGUUCCCAGUCGCGUUUGUCGGCGCAAUUUCGAAUAUUCAGAAUUUAACCAAUACACUUACUUGGCUAAGGUUUAUUUACAAACUGCCCAAAAAGCUUCUCGGUAUUUUAACUUCUGUGGCACCCACCGUUGCAUUAGCCGUUUUAAUGAUGCUCUUACCAAUCGUCAUCAGGAAAAUGGCCCUGGUUGCGGGCGCGCCCUCUGUCCAACUUGUCGAGGCCUUCACUCAACAAGCUUUUUUUGCCUUCCAGGUUAUUCAAGUGUUUUUAGUCACAACUCUUGCGUCAUCAGCUACUGCAGCUGUUACUCAGAUUAUUGAAAAUCCCUCAAGCGCAAUGAGCUUACUGUCAAAAAAUCUUCCAUUAUCUUCCAAUUUCUACAUCUCUUACAUUAUCCUUCAAGGUCUAUCUGUGUCGUCAGGUGCCCUUUUGCAGCUAGUUGCCUUGAUUAUGUUCUAUAUUCUAAGCUUCCUGUUGGACAACACUGCAAGGAAAAAAUGGAACCGAUUUGUCAACUUAGGCUCCAUGGCCUGGGGUACCACAUACCCUGUGUACACCAAUUUGGCGGUGAUUGUGUUCUCGUAUGCUAUCAUUGCCCCCAUCAUUUUGGUUUUCGCAGCAGUUGCAUUUUUUUUGCUUUAUGUGGCCUACUUGUACAAUUUGACUUACGUUUUCCAGGAAUCCCCAGACUCAAGAGGCAUUCACUAUCCCAGGGCUCUUUUUCAAACAUUCGUGGGCCUAUACAUUGGCCAGAUAUGUCUCCUCGGGCUUUUCGUCGUUGGAAAAGGUUGGGGUCCAAUUGUUUUACAGGCUAUAUGCCUUGGUGUCACAACAUUUGUUCACCUGAACUUCAACACCGCUUUCGACACGUUGAUGGCACAUGUACCUGUGGACACUAUGAAACCUUUAGAUGGCGUCUCAAAUACGCCCUCAUUUUCCAACAACAAGACUCGCAGUCUAGAAAAAGACGAAAUCCAGGAGCUUCCCCACUUUCCCAUAAAAAAAUAUCAGCCUCGGGUCUCUACUUCCAUUGAUCAAAAAACUAUGAGCGUAAAGAGCGAAAACACCAUUGAGUACAACGGAAACAUAGCAUAUGACAAUGAAAACAAUUUAGCUACAGUUCCACUCCUGGCGGAUGGCGAGUCAGUUGACAUGCCCGCUGCACCAUUUUGGAAACGUUAUUUCCAACCUCACAUAUACCUAUCUUACAAAGCCGUCAAGCAUGUCCUCCCCGAGAUUUACGGCCUUCCUGAACCAAUUCCAGAAGUUGAAAAAGACAAUCAAAAACAUGCAUACGACUACCCAGCGGUUAGCGCAAAAUGUCCUUACUUGUGGAUUCCCCGUGAUCCAUACGGGUUUUCUACUAUUGAGAUUUCUAACUUGCAAUCAACCGUUGACAUCACUGACCAGGGCGCCUAUUUGAGCGAGGAAGGGCACGUUCUCUGGGAAGGUGCACCUCCUUCUCUUGAUGAUUCGGAACGCAAGUAUGAUAAUCCCUUCAGGGAAGAGGACGAAGAUGAAUUCGAGUAA